CGUACCCCAAUGGAGAUAACAUGACUAUUUCUUAUAUUACUUUAUACAAGGGAUAUUGACUUAUUAUAAUACUUAUAGAUAGGUCAUAAGGUGGGUCAAGUGUGUAAUUUUCAGACCACGACAAAGUAGAAACUGUAAAAGCCGAUCUGAGGAUGGAUGGUACUCGAAAGAAAGAUGUUUAAGGCGGUUCUAUUGGGAGAAGCCGGUGUUGGCAAAUCCUCCAUAUUCUUACGACUUAAAGAAAAUGUCUUUGGGGAAUUUCUUCAACCAACUUUGGGGAUAGAGAGUUGUUCAAAGGUUGUCAAGAUUGACGGUCAAAAUAUAACAUUUUGCAUCUGGGAUACAGCAGGAGCAGAAAGAUUUAAAACCAUCACCCGGAAUUACUACCGAAACACGCACGCUGUGUUCUUAGUCUUCAGCUGUGACGACCCGGCAUCUCUCCACUACCUGUCUCAGUGGGCAGAGGACUGUACAAACCAUGCACCAAAAGCAUUGAAGUUUCUUAUUGGAAAUAAAUCUGAUUUGGAAAGAUUAAUUCCUGUUGAAAGUGUAGAUAAUUUCGCCACAGCGUUUGACUGUGAAAACACCUACUUCAUAAGCGCUAAAACAGGUUCUGGAAUUGAAGAAAGCUUCCAAAGAAUUGGUGAAAGACUCAUGGAUGUUUUCAAUACUCCACUUGUAAUUGAAUCUCAGUAUAAUGAAACUGUUGAAAUCACCAAAUUCAAAGCCCAUAAGAGUGGAUGCUGUCGGUGACCAUGUUUAUUUGACAUACAUCAUAUAGCUUCACAUUGAACGGAGGAUUACGUUUACUGGGGAUGCAAGCAUUUUUUCUUCUUUUCAAAUAAACUGAACUCAAAACUUCUCUUUGUAUAUCUGUAGGACUCCAAAGUGCGAUGGGACUCCAAAGAUCGAUGGUCACGCCAAAGUCCGAUGGUCUGCGCCAAACUCCGAUGGUUCGACACGCCAAAAUUUGAUGGUGAGGAAAACAACGUUUAUGCCGUCAUAGUACCACUGCGCAAAACCUCAAUGCAGCACCAUGCCAAGGUCUUAAAAAUAAGUAUAAAUAAAUGCAAAAACUAGCCCUUACUUCUCAGAUAGGUGCGAGAUUAACCCUAAACGCUCGAAAAGUGUGCAUUAACAAUAACCUAGAUAUCUUGGGUGGGUGCAAGACUAACCCUAAUCACUCGACUAUAGUGUGCGAGGACUAACUCUAAAUCUCUCGGGUUGUGCAAUACAAUGACUUAACUUAAUCAAUCGAGUGUUGUGCUAGGACUAACCCUAAUAUCCCUCGAAAUUGCAAGCAAUAAGCAAAAUCAAUAAAAUUGAAUUCGAUGACGAAUUCAGAAAUGAUGGCUUUUGAAUGCAGAACAACGGCGUCAAGGAUUGACGUCGGAUUAUUGUGACGUCAUAAACGUUGAUUGUUCAUCCGCACCAUCAGAUUUUGGCGU
Messenger RNA from Saccostrea cuccullata (small rock oyster), 1448 nucleotides. RefSeq names its product ras-related protein RabC-like. Gene Ontology annotation, biological process: vesicle-mediated transport. Gene Ontology annotation, molecular function: GTP binding; GTPase activity. Gene Ontology annotation, cellular component: trans-Golgi network; Golgi cisterna. The record is from RefSeq and is a predicted model, not a curated record. Lineage: Eukaryota; Metazoa; Mollusca; Bivalvia; Ostreida; Ostreidae. The coding region runs from base 157 to 753 and encodes 198 amino acids. The transcript has 4 exons.